Candoia aspera is the source of this 4098-nucleotide messenger RNA. RefSeq names its product TRAF family member associated NFKB activator (gene TANK). The record is from RefSeq and is a predicted model, not a curated record. NCBI's taxonomy places the organism in Eukaryota, Metazoa, Chordata, Lepidosauria, Squamata, Candoiidae. Gene Ontology annotation, biological process: canonical NF-kappaB signal transduction. Bases 638 to 1834 code for a protein of 398 amino acids. The transcript has 10 exons.
CUGGAGACCACAGGCAGAGGUUAUAUCUGCCAUCUUCUUCCCCCGCUCGCCCAAGCCUGGGAGGCACCAGCAGCCCUUUCUCUCCGGGCGGUGUGACGGGCGGGGAAAGAGCCCCUGCGCCGCGCUGCCCAGACAGGGGCAAGAAAACGAUGGAGUAAAAGCUGCGAGAACAACCCACUUGCCCUCUUUCUCCGACUAGGACAGGCAGGAGGAACCCGUCGGAGAAACCAGGAAAGCUUGGGGGAGGCCAGCGAGGCCGAGGUCCGCGCCUCUGCCAGCCCCACUGAGCCAGCCCAGCUGCCGAGAACGGGCAGGGCUUUACGCGGCUGAUCACAUGGCGGCGGGGGCCGAGCAGGAAGUUCGCUCCGUUCCUGUGUGGCGCGUCGGAGUUUCGGUCUUGCUCCGGGGUGGCUGGAGCACGUAGCCGAUCUCGGUGAGGGCUUCGCUGGAAAUCACUUUGCUCCAUACAUUUCCCCCUCAAAUAUUACUAGUAAAUUGACCCAAAGGAUGUCAUGACAGCUGUUCAGUGUCAGAAAUGAAGGCCACCCGGUAUAAGCAAGGCCAUCCCUACCCUAAGUAAUUUAACUAGAUCUGCUGCAUUCAUAAUCUCUUCAGUGAUGAAAUAUUGCUGGGAAGUAUGGAUAAAAAUAUUGCAGAGCAGCUUAAUAAGGCAUAUGAAGCGUUUCGACAGGCGUGUAUGGAGAGAGAUUUUGCUAUGAAAGAACUAAAGCAAAAGACAGACAGCUAUGAGAAGCAGAUACAUGAACAGCAGGAAAAAAUCGAAUUUCUAAUGAGCAUUGUUGCAAAACUCAAAUCACAGUUGGCUUCUAUGACUGCCAACAGAGUCAACACACAUAGUCAAGUUCCAGUCCACGAAGACAGUGAAAGGAGAAGAAAUGGUACCUUACUGAAUUCAGGUUCUGAUCAGCUCCAGGAAAAGCUGACAUUGGCAAUGCAGAGGGAGAAGCUUUUGAAGGAACAAUUGGAAAGUGAGAGUGUAAAAUUAAAAAAAACUGAAGAAGAUAGUAAUUUAAAGGAAAAGAAAUUUGAAUCUAUUAUCACCGUCAAAGAAGAUGAAAUAAGGAAUCUGAAAAAGCAGCUGAAAGAAAUAAAUGAAGCACAAAAUUGCAUACAGGUAUCAAGAUAUGAAAAAGAGGCAAGGAGUGAAAAACAUCCUUCGUCUAGACAGGAAUUAUCAUCAGGGGCUUCUUCUGCAUCUGUCUCUGAAAGGGAUGAACUGGAAAGUGCAUUCUGGGGCAUGAAGGAAGAAUUCAAUCGAAUACAUGCACUGGCAAGGGCGCAGACGGACCAGCUGAGUAAAUUUAAGCUACGGAGAGAACCUACAACUGAAAUUCCAUUCUCCAAGCCUAUCCAAUGCACUGAUGAACAAACAGAUGACCUUUGUAAUCCUUGGGUUAAAAAGGAUGCAAAUAGAGAUGUAUCUCACUUCCCAUCUAUUGCGUCAAGAGGAACGGGCCAAGACGAGGAAGAAAACUCUGUGGAAUCCCUUUCUAAGCUUAAUGUCAAGUUCCCACCUACAGAUAGUGAUACUGAAUUCUUGGAGAGCUCCCCAGAGACUACACCAAUUCUAAACACUUUGAUGACUGAAAACAUGCUCCCAAAUCAGCCAUUUAACAUGGACCAUGGGGACCAGGAGCCUCCAUGGAAGUCUCACUGUACUCAAGACACUGACUUGCUGGAACUUGCUUCUGCAGACUCGGAACUCAAGCAGUCAGGAGUAUGUGAAUUCUGUCAGAAAGUUUUCCCACCAUCUCUUACAUCCAGGGAGGAUUUUCUGAGGCAUCUGAAUUCACAUUUCAACUUGAAGUCUUAGCAUCACUGGAAAACAGAGAAGUUUUAUUUAAAUCAACUGAGGAUGCUGUGCUUUGAUUUUGGUCCCAAUAUAUAUAAAAAAUUCAGAAUAUAAGGUUGCAUUUAUAACAAUCUGUUGAGAGUUUCAUGCCCACCAUUAACAUAAUUAAAAUCAGAUUCAAAGCCCUAAAAUAAAUAUCCUGAAACUCCUUUUGCAUCAACAUGUUUUGUGUUAAAACUAUGGUUGUAGAGAGGGGUGCUGAAUGUUAAGAUUGAGUCUGAAAUGUAACAAAAAUCAAGCCCUUAUUUUGUAUAUAGAAUUGAUGAGUAUAUAUUGUGCCUUUAUAUUUCUAAAUAACUUAUAUUUAUUAGAAUACUUUUUAACACUUAGCAUACUAGUUGGAAGAGGUACAUGGAAGUAAGUGUUAUGCAUUUUAGUGCUUAACUCCAAGUACAUAUUGAUGGCCACAAAUAAUGCAUUUAACUGUGAACAUGUUACGUCCAUUCCCCCUCCCAUUAAAAUGAACUUCUUGUGCAUGUUGCCCCUUCUGUAAUUAGUAAUAAACCAAUAACCCACAUGUUUCACCUACUUAUAAUUGGAAUAUUAACAUUAAAGUAAACCAUAAAUGCAUUUAAACAUAAGUAUGCAUGAAACAUAUAUGCAGGUGUGAGUGCUUUAUCCUGUGGCCCAUAUCAAUUUACUUUAUCAAACCAGUUAUCCAGAACAGAACUUUGUAUUGUUGUUAACAGAAAGUAACAAUCAGUUUCUAUUUAAAUACAGUAAAUGCUCUUUUCUCUAUACUACAGUAGGACUAGAAGUAGGACUUUCCAUAUUAAAAAAACUAUUUAAGGUCAUUGUGACAUGCUUAACUUGAACUGAGGUGUGGUGUUUAGUUCUUAUUUCUAACCUUGAACAGAACUGUGGAUCUUCUUUCUGGAAAGAAGGCAAUGGCUAUGUAGCAACAGCCAGGUCCUGUAAUUAGUGUCCUGCUAUGUGCUUAAUUGAAGCCAUUGAAUGCAAAGGAUUCUGUCAUCUGCAGUCUGUUACAUACAGGGAAUUUAUAACCAAUGCACAAGAACUUUUUUUCCCCUGAAUGGACUGCCCUCCAUACAGAAUAUUUAAUGAAUAUCCAGCACUUCAUUGAUCUUGUUUGGACUGAGAAGUGAAGAAAAGCAGGGCCAGGCCUGGUUUGUACUUGGAUAGGGGACAUAUAGACAUAUCUAUGAAAUCACUAGGAAUCAAGCUAAGCUCCAGAGGCUUUAUUAUCUUUCUUUUACUAAAUAGCACUCAGAUAUUAAAUAUAUGGGAAAGGCUGUAGUUCCAUGAUAGAUGAAGUAUAUGCUUUGCAUACAGUUAUCACUGAGAUUCAUUCCCAUCUUUACCAAGCAGAGCUGAAGAUAUUGGAGGGCCGUUACAAGUCAAUGCAGAUAAUACAGAGCAAAAGGGAUCAAGUAUCCAAUUCUGUAUAAGGCCUCUUCCUCUGUGCUUAUAUAUAUUUAACUGUCCAUGCUUAGGAGAAAUGAACCGUUUCUUUCUCCUCCUCUCUGUAGAAGAAAUCCUAUCCUAUCCUGCUAGGUUGUUCAUUUUUAAAGCUUCUCAUAAUCUAGUUCAGGGGUUUUUUUACCUCAGCAGCUUCAAUAUGUGUUGGCUGGGGGAUUCUGGGAGUUGAAGUUCACAUCUUAAAGUUGCUGAGGUUGAGAAACACUUGUCUAGUCAAUCCUCAGUUUCCAAGGAAGCUGAAAUCAGCACUGAUUCCAGCCUGUUCAUCUUCUUUUCAUAUUUUCUCUAUUCCUAAUAAACUGGCUGGAAUUAUGACUAAUCUUAAACUGCUAACAAGAAAAAAAGGAAAGAAUUAUAUCGAUAAGGCAUAAUCUAAUAAUUGUGGAAUAUGGUAGAUGAGGUUUGAAACCUCUGGAUGUUGAACUACAGCUUCCAAAAGCUCCAGGCCAGCAUGACCAACAGUGGAGGAUCCUGAAAGCUAUGGAUCAGCAGCACCUGAAGUUCCCCACUUCUGAAUUAAGAAGAAACUGCACUUCAGUAGUACAGCCACAAAGGCCUAAGGUAAAGUCCACAAUCUCCAGUUCAAAUAGAUUAGGCUUUCCAGGCUAAGUGAAUUAAGUCAUUUAUAUUGAGCAUAUUACAGUAAUCCAUUUUACCUACUACAGUGUAAUAUUUUUCAGGAAGCUUUACAAAAUGGAUAAAUGCAGACUAUAGAAUUUUUGUUCCAGAUGUAAUGAUUUGUACAGUGAUCAGUUUUAAUAAAGUGUCAAUAUAUGCAGUUAAAA